CAAUAUUUACGGAAGUGAUGUCUGGUCCUGAACUGUCAUUGCUGUUGUGUUCUGUCCUGUAUUAUAAAUAUGUGUUAAACUCUUAAGAUACUCGGUUAUCCCUCGCCGUAAAGAUAUAAACCUGCUUGGCUCUCACUUAGCUUCAACGGUCUGCUAACCUGUUAGCUAGUAAGAGCAACUGACGUUAGCUAUAACGAAGCUAACUAGCUUCAAACCGCAUAGCUAACAAGGACUGUGCCUUUUGUUUUUGCUGCUCUGUGGAACAUGGUUACUUCGGUGUGUGUUUUUGUGGUCGUGUGAAGUCUAUGUACACGGUUAUUGUAUCUAGUACGUUGGGUUAUUUAUCUAGCUGGUGUUUCUUGUAACGUUGACGAAAGCUAACCGCUAGCUUGUUAGCCAGACGUUAUCACCAUGGGAGCCGAACAGAGCGUAGACUCGGAGCACAAACACUCCGACUACAGCUCCUCGGUGGUGCCCUCCCCAGCGAAGCAGAAAGCAAAGAUGGAUGAUAUCGUCAUUGUUGCUCCGGGGACUCAAUCACUGCGAAAUAUCCACAACGACCCAGAUGUUAUUAAGCUUCAGGAGAUACCUACCUUUCAGCCCCUUUUAAAAGGAGUGCUGAGCGGUCAGACGUCUCCCAGCAGUUUGUGUCUGGAGAGGCUGGACGCCGCUCAGGUUAUGCAGCUGUGCAUCCGCUACCAGGACCAUCUGCACCAGUGUGCCGAGGCCGUGGCCUUCGACCAGAACGCUCUGGUCAAGAGGAUCAGAGAGAUGGACUUGUCAGUGGAAACCUUGUUCAGCAUAAUGCAGGAGCGCCAGAAACGCUACGCCAAGUACGCCGAGCAGAUCCAGAAGGUCAACGAGAUGUCAAUGAUCCUCAGACGCAUCCAGAUGGGCAUCGACCAGACGGUGCCGCUGAUGGAGCGCCUCAACAACAUGCUGCCUGAGAGCGAGCGGCUGGAGCCCUUCAGCAUGAGGCCUGACAGGGAUUCAGCUUCCAAGUAGCCUCCUUAAACCAGAGCAGCUGAUUCUUACUGAGUCUACAUCCUGAGCUGAAGCCAGGAGGAAGUGCAGGUGUGUGCAGCUGUAGGGAUUACCCCUUUUAAGUUAGUUUGUGUUCAAAGUCAAGGUAGAGUUAAGGUUUGAAUAGGAGAGUCAGUUAUUUUAUUAUGUCCCUUAAUGCAGAAUAAGUGCUGUUAAAGUGGCAAUAGACCAUUUUUCCCCUGCUAGCGAUUAUUGUUGGUGCCACAACUAGGACAACUACUCCAGACUAUCAAGGAAAGAGCUAGAAAUAUAUUCUAAAAUGUUAUAUCGUAAUUAACUCCAAAAGCUGCUCGUAGUAAUCACAGACCAUGGCUCUUCUGCCAACACCACAGGAGGUCGCUCCCUUUCCUCUUGGCAGUCUCUUCCAAGCUGCAACCAACCCAGCUACUCAGCUUUAUGCUAAUGAAUGUAACUGUGACAUUUUAAAGCCACUUUUUGGGGCUUGUUCUAGUUUAUUUAAUUGGAAAAGAGUUGGCAGUACUGCAGAGGACACAGUGCAUUCUGUUUCCACGGCUUUGUGCCAUAAAUCGAGCCUACGUGAUGUGAUCUUU
Messenger RNA from Notothenia coriiceps (black rockcod), 1595 nucleotides. It is a transcript of the gene borcs5, whose product is annotated as Bprotein-1 related complex subunit 5. The record is from RefSeq and is a predicted model, not a curated record. Gene Ontology annotation, cellular component: cytoplasmic side of lysosomal membrane; BORC complex; synaptic vesicle membrane. The transcript has 4 exons. Lineage: Eukaryota; Metazoa; Chordata; Actinopteri; Perciformes; Nototheniidae. Gene Ontology annotation, biological process: organelle transport along microtubule; lysosome localization; positive regulation of anterograde synaptic vesicle transport. The coding region runs from base 412 to 1005 and encodes 197 amino acids.